This is a messenger RNA of Exophiala oligosperma, 1630 nucleotides long. RefSeq lists its product as uncharacterized. The coding region runs from base 140 to 1264 and encodes 374 amino acids. Gene Ontology annotation, cellular component: nuclear outer membrane; nuclear pore transmembrane ring. The transcript is spliced from 3 exons. The record is from RefSeq and is a predicted model, not a curated record. Lineage: Eukaryota; Fungi; Ascomycota; Eurotiomycetes; Chaetothyriales; Herpotrichiellaceae. Gene Ontology annotation, biological process: spindle pole body duplication; protein import into nucleus.
CGCGAAUUCACGAGACAAAGACAACAACGACGACCAUGUCGCGGUAAUGACAGACUAACUUAUUUCUUAGGCUUCCUGAGGUAAGUCCAUACCUUUUCAUCAAUUCUGCCUUUGUUGUUUAUUCUCCUCCGUUUCGACAAUGUCGACAAUGGCAACUUCUCUUGUGCCUUUGUCGGUGAAGUCGACGGCCGAGACGGCUCUCCAAGGCACUCAGAGUGUUGCCUCUGCUCUACGGACCACCCAGCACGUCGUCAGCAAUGAGGUCGCAAGCGGGACAAACUAUCUCAAGAGAAAGGCGCAAGAAGUACGCAUGACACCGACAAAGUCACCUCUCAACUCGACGAGUUUCUCUACACCCCCUCCUUCGCCGGGAAACUUCCGACAUCCCAGGCUCACCGAGAUCCUCGCACGAGAAUCGGCCACGUCCAUAUCGGAGAGAAGAGUCAAGGGGGCAGCCAUCAACGCCGCAGUUCUGCUCUUCUCCCUCGUCUUCAGCGACGCAUUCUGUUCAUGUGUGACUCGGCUCCUGUCAUGGAGCGGGAUCGAUCCCUCACAAACCCUUUCCACGACGAUCGUCCUCGUCCGACUGGUCAGCUUUGCCAACAUUGUCCUGUGCCUACAACCUGUCAUGCCGUACAUUUCGAAAAAGGACCAAAUCACAGACAUCCCCCUGACGCCGUCUCAGCGCUCUCUCCUGGGCCUCGAUCCGUCCGUGCAGCCGACCCCGAGCCCGGCAGGCUCGAGUCUGAGCUACAUCACCCCUCCGCGGUAUCGACGGUCGUCCGGCUCCUUCACCGGCAGUUCUCCACUGAGCGGACAACAAGGCCUGUCGUCGACGGGUCGUCGAAGCAUCUCUGCAAACUACACCUCCUCGCCACUCUCGACCUCCAGACACGCCGUGGGCUUUUCUGGAACCCCCGUGCGCCGCGGUACAGACUUGUCCACGACAGGUUCGGGGUUCUCUCCGUCGCCUGCCGCCACCGCCAGCCCUCUGUUCCACAAAUCACUCAACCACUCCUCUUCACAGAUUCUUCCGGACGUCGAUUUUGGAGUCACCGGGAGAUCUUCAUUUGGCGGAGCGACAAGCACGGGUUCGGGCCUGGGCCGCUCACAGAGCCUGCGUGAACGACCCAGGAGGGAGAGCCUCGAACCCGGAUCUCCCGCGUCUCGGAACAAGAGCCCGCAGAUCGUCCCCGGCGUGAACUACAAGUGGUUGUAUGACAAGGGCAGAGGCUUACCGAAGAGUGAAUCUUAUGGAUUCUGAUGACGUUGUUCCCCGUUCACUUCUUGCGUGGCAUGCUCAUGAUUUCAAUUUUCUUUUUGGAUCACAGGCUUCUUCUUGGUCACGGAGCAACAACAAAGAUACAUGCACGGCGUGUUGGGGGUUUCAGUGAUUCACAAAAAUGAACAAAACUUGAAUCACAGUUAGAGGCGCGAGUCUAGCUGUUCCUGUUUUGCCGGUUCCUAUCCUCGACGGCAUACAUGACAGCAGGAAUCAAAAACAAUAGAUACCCCCCCAAGUUACUCCGUAUCAAAGACUUCAAAACUGUAUGACAAUUAUAUCGUGUCACAUUGGAGGCUGGUCGGUUUCCAUUGUGGCUAACAGAAGAAGAAGAAAUACUAGUUGAAC